AACUCGUUCCAGCAAGAAAAAAAAAUUAAUGAGACGUUUCCCUCUUGUGGGUGGGCAAAAGGUUACGCGCACACCCCAGGAUUGGAACACUUUAAAGGAGGAGAUCCAAACGAAAUGUAUAGCCUAUGAUUACGUGGAUGCUGCGGACGUCACCUUGUCUGAUUUUAUCAUCGAAUUACUCAAACUCGGCAAACAACCAAGCGAAUUGAAUUCAGAAUUACAGAACUUGGUUGGGUCUGAUUACGACACCUACUUGACGGAAUGGAUCUUUAACAGAGUUGGAGAACUUGAAAAUGUAAAACCGGAACCGGAAGCACAACCGGAAGCACAAGCUAUGGAGGUUGAACCAAAGACCAUAAAAGUAGAGAGACAGAACAGAAUUUUUGCUCAGGCCAUCAGCAGCGUUAGCUCUACACGAAACAAUAAUUCCGAAUCACCCAGUAGAGCGUUGCCAGUUUCUUCUCGCCGUCCAUUAGAACGGUCCCGCUCGCGCUCUCCAAUUCGCCAACGUCGUCAGCGAAGAACAUCAGAAAAUGAAAGCACAAAUGUAUUUUCACGUUUAGGAGGACCUCAACGACGUGAAUCCCCAUCAACAUCUGCCUUGGAGACAGCAUCUACCAAUGGCUCCGUAUUUGAUCGCCUGGGAAGUUCUCGGAUUCAGCGUUCGAGCCGUAUACAAAACGAUUUUGAUGAGGAUAUGGAUAUGGAGGAACAUAUUACUAUCAAUGAUCGUCCAAAAGAACGAUGCAAAUACUGGCCAUCCUGCAGACAAGGGGAACAAUGUACCUACUUUCAUCCAAAGACCAUUUGCCCAGAUUUCCCUCGUUGUCCUAAACCUGCCAACGAAUGUAUGUUUAUUCACCCAGAAACACAACAAAAACCACCAGCACUUCCAUUAUUACAACAGCAGCAGCAACAGCAACAGCAGCAGCAACAGCACAUGGCUAGCGUAAAGAUGGCCAUACCAUGUCGAUUCUAUCCUUACUGCACAAACCCUGUCUGUCCAUUUGUGCAUCCUGCAACUCCUGUUCCAGUAACCCCAAGCCAAAGAAUCCCAAUACCUUGCAACAAUGGUGCAGAAUGUAAAAGACCCGAUUGCCACUUCACACAUCCUAGCGACUCUACUGCAGAGAUAAUCUGUAAAUACGAUGGCAUCUGCACACGGCCAAAGUGCUUCUACAAACACACCAUCAAAACACCUAUCAAACCUAUCCACGCCAAUAUGACCCUUCGAACCAACAACAGCAGUAAUGACACUCCAACAAAUCAACGACAAUUUUCUGUCUCGGAGGUUUCUGAACGUAUUGUGCUUGGUGAGAGUGCAGAUCUGAUUAAAUCUCGAGUUACCGAGGAUAUAGACAUUAAGGAUGUAGUAACUGACGAAUAAAGAAGAAGAGCUAAAGAAAACAAAACUGGAUAAGAAAAAGGAAGCGGAAAAAGGAAGAGGAGAAAUACUAUUUAAAACCAAAUUAGAUAUAUAUAUAUAUAUAUACAUCUUUAGAUAUUUAUAUACACUAUUUCCUGAAAACAAUGUCGAAAAAUCCGAAAAUCUAUAAUACAAAUAUACAAAAUCAGACAUGUUGACGCUACAUAACCUGCAGGAAAUGGUGUAUAUGUAAACUUAUAUAGAUAUCUAUACGUAUUUAUUUAUAUUAUUAUGAUCUCAAGCUACAAAAAAGAACUCGUACACAAUAAUCCAAACCAAUAAACCAUUCAUAUUGCAUAGAAG
Molecule: messenger RNA, 1729 nt
Organism: Phycomyces blakesleeanus NRRL 1555(-)
Lineage: Eukaryota; Fungi; Mucoromycota; Mucoromycetes; Mucorales; Phycomycetaceae
Product: CCCH-type zinc finger transcription factor
Exons: 9
Coding region: 29-1387 (452 amino acids)
Biological process (GO): regulation of mRNA stability
Cellular component (GO): nucleus; cytoplasm
Molecular function (GO): poly(A) binding; metal ion binding
Source: RefSeq, a predicted model, not a curated record